UCAUGUCGAACAGUUGAACAAUGAAACGAAACAUUUUAUUUAUUUUCUUUUCUACUUUAUUAUAUUCUCCUGUCCUCACAGAAGAUUACUAUGAACUCUUAGGAAUUAGCAGAGAUGCUAGCAACAAGGAAAUCCGGAAAGCAUUCAAGAAAYUGGCAUUAAAACUUCAYCCUGACAAGAACAAGGAAGAUCCUAACGCACACGAAUCGUUUUUAAGAAUAAAUAGAGCGUACGAGGUUCUUAAAGARCCAGAUCUUCGCAAGAAAUAUGAUACCUAUGGAGAAGAGGGUCUUAAAGAAAAUCAUUUUAGCAAUCAUUAUCAAAGCUGGAAUUAUUUCAAUGAAGAAUUUGGACUAUAUGAUGAUGAUUCAGAAAUUAUAACACUUAGUUAUUCAGAUUUCCAAUUAUCUGUUGAUGGAAGUGAUGACAUUUGGUUCAUAAAUUAUUAUUCGCCUUUCUGUUCACAUUGCCAUGACUUGGCACCUACAUGGAGAGAAGUGGCMAAGGAGCUUGAAGGUGUUAUUAGAAUUGGUGCAGUAAACUGCCAGGAAGACUGGGCUCUUUGUCAACAACAAAGAAUUCAAAGUUAUCCAUCUCUUGUAUUAUAUCCAUCUCAACAUUUAUAUAGAGGACAAAGAACAGAAAGAGCUUUAAUUAGAUUUGUCUUGGAUGCWUUAGAUGCUAAAGUAGUGGAAUUAACAAAAGAUAAUUUUAAAACAGAGACAUCUUCUUCAGAYCUACAAUGGUUAAUAGACUUUUGUGAUCCAUCUGGAGAUUGUCUAUUAGCUGAUACUAAACUAAAACUUGCAUCCAUAAUGGAAAAUUUAGUUCAAGUUGGUUCUGUAGAUUGUUCACAUGAYGAAGGCUUGUGUACUUCUCUUGGUUACCAUGGUCAACUUGUAUAUUUUAAAUCAAACAGUUUACAAGCUCAAAAGGGCAUAGUUAUUAAAAGCUUAGAAACACAUGAUAUAGUCCAGCAAGUUCUAAAGUUAAUGCCUGGCCCACAAAAUAUAGAUAACUCUAGAUUCCAGGAAAUUUUAGCAAACCUAGAAACUGGUGAACAACCAUGGCUGGUUCAUUUUGACAGAGGAAGUGCUGCUGGGUUAGAAAUAAAGAAGAUACCAGGAGUUUUAAAUGAUAUGAAGGUUGGCCAUGUUGACUGCUCGAGUUCAAAGGAACUCUGUGAUUCACUUCAUGCCACUAAGUAUCCAAGAAUUGCUUUGUUUAAAAGAGGUGGUUUUGAGUGGCAUCAUGGUCGUUUUACUGCCCAUGAUAUAGCUGUGUUUGCCAAGGAGAGUGCAGCAUCCAAUGUACAGACUCUUGGUCCAGAUGACUUUCCUGGUGUAAUAACCCCCAACAGGCCUUUCUUUGUCGACUUCUUUGCCCCUUGGUGUCCACCAUGUAUGAAACUACUGCCUGAGUAUCGAAAGGCUUCUCGUUCAUUCAUUGGAAAACGCAAYAUUGGAUUUGGGACUGUGGACUGUACUGUUCAUGUCAAUCUAUGUCAUAUGUACAAUAUCCGCUCCUACCCGACAACCAUCCUGUACAAUAACACGAUACCCAUACAGUUUAGUGGGCACCACUCUGCAGGUGACUUGAUUGACUUUGUUGAGAACACCCUGAGCCCGUCGGUCGUUGACUUGAAUCCUGAAACAUUUCACUCACUGGUCAGUCAGCGAGACUAUGGCGACACAUGGCUUGUUGACUUCUAUGCACCUUGGUGUGGUCCUUGUCAGGAACUGAUGCCRAAUUGGAAUAAACUCGCCAAGCGUUUGAAGGGAGAUGCUCACGUUGGAUCCGUAGAUUGCGUUAAACACCGGUCGUUCUGCUCGCAGCAGAACGUUCGCUCUUACCCAACAAUCCGUCUUUACUCACACAGGAGCACUGGUUCUUGGGAUUAUGUAGUUCAUCAAGGAUGGCGUGAUGUGGAGUCUCUCUAUAUCUGGGCGUACCAACACUUACCCUCGAUAGUCACGGACGUCACUAGUGAUGUGUUCUUUGGUGAAAUACUCACUAGUGAAGAGCCAUGGCUGCUGGAUUUCUAUGCUCCCUGGUGCGGCCCUUGUAUGCGGUUUGCUCCUAAUUUUGAAAGAGUCGCAAAGAUGCUUGGUGAUAAAGUUAGAUGCGGGAAAGUCAAUUGCGAACAAGAUUAUCACGUUUGCCAUCAAGCUGGCAUUCACUCGUAUCCAUCAGUCAGGCUGUACCUUGGAGCGCACAAUGGGAUGUCUCAGUCCAUGGAAGGGGAAGUUUUCAUAGAGACUCAGCAUCCUGAUCAAAUUCACGAGAUAGUGAAGAGCUCUUUAGAAGAUAGAGAAGAGAAAUACGGUUCUAUGUAUGGCAAAGAUGAGAACGAACAAAAGCUUAUGCAAGAUAAAUUUGACGAAAAGGAAGAUAUCCGACAUGAAAGCGAACCAGAUGAGCGACUUGAACGAGGUUCUGGCGAUGACAAAGAAUCCUCUGGAGAAAAAGACGAKGAAAAAGAAGAACUUGAGCAAGARCAACACGAGAGUGAAAUGGAGGCGGACAGAGAAAUAUCUGAAGAGAAAGAUGAAAARGACGACAAUGACGAAGGAGACGAAAGAGAAGCCGGAGAAAGUCACAAAGACGACGACGUGGAAAUGAAACAUCCAAUCCAUGAUGAAUUCUAACAUGGUACCAGCGCUGGCUGACUGCGUUCAAAUAUUAGUAGUAUAAACCCGCAACGAUAAAGUAUCACAACUAAAAGACAAAUUAUUACAAGUUUCAACCCAUAGAUAUCAAAAAAUUAUUGAAUUGUACAUAGACAUUAAGGGAGGUUUUUACGUGACUGACUGGUUUACAAGUCACAAUUCCUAGUCCUGAUGUUAAUACGGUUUUAAAUGUAUAUUUUGCUACAUAAAAAAAUAUUAAAAAACAAAAUAG
Messenger RNA from Exaiptasia diaphana, 2901 nucleotides. Its product is annotated as dnaJ homolog subfamily C member 10. Bases 21 to 2648 code for a protein of 875 amino acids. The transcript has 22 exons. NCBI's taxonomy places the organism in Eukaryota, Metazoa, Cnidaria, Anthozoa, Actiniaria, Aiptasiidae. The record is from RefSeq and is a predicted model, not a curated record.